Messenger RNA from Uloborus diversus, 1027 nucleotides. Its product is annotated as hatching enzyme 1.2-like. Gene Ontology annotation, biological process: proteolysis. NCBI's taxonomy places the organism in Eukaryota, Metazoa, Arthropoda, Arachnida, Araneae, Uloboridae. The transcript has 10 exons. Gene Ontology annotation, molecular function: metalloendopeptidase activity; zinc ion binding. The coding region runs from base 50 to 907 and encodes 285 amino acids. The record is from RefSeq and is a predicted model, not a curated record.
AACUUCACUUGCUCGUCGUUUUCCUCGGUCAGCAAAAGAGGACUUCAUAAUGUGCAGCUUUUGGGGAGUUUUAUUCCUAGUUUCUUACGCCUUCGCAGCUCCAUUUAAUGGAACAGAAGUACCUUUUGUUGAGCCGGAAGUGCUGGAGCAGUUAUUAAAAAAUGGAGAAUUUGAAGAAUUCAGUAAACUUAUGGGCAUCGAAAAUGUAAACCUGGUCAUUCCAAGAGAAGGAAACGAGGACCCCAUGUACCACAAAGAGCUUCCAUUGGGAGACGUUUUAGUCCGCAAAAAUCAGCUAGAAGAAGGCAGGGUUGUUAUUAACUUCGAUAAAUAUCCAGGUAGCAAAUGGCCCAAUGGUGUUGUGCCGUAUCGUAUAGCAUCUGAUGGUUAUACUGCCGAGCAGAGAAACACCAUUCAAAACGCGAUCAAUGAUUUCAAUGCGAAGAACACAGGUGCAAGAUUCGUACCACGGAGAAGGCAAAGAGAUUAUGUGAUGAUAUUCAGCGGAGAAGGGUGUUAUGCAGUUUUGGGGAGGACGGGCAACCAGCAGCCUUUGUCCUUACAGAGCAACGGGUGCGUUUACAAAACCACCGUUCAGCACGAGAUGAUGCACGCCCUGGGAUUCCACCACGAGCAGUGUCGCCCGGACAGAGACGACUCCGUGCGUGUGUUGUGGGACAACAUUCCUCCAGAGUGGCACUCGCAAUAUGAAAAGUUGAACCCAGACGAUUUCAAAACAACUACAGAUUACGACUAUUACUCCAUAAUGCAUUACGGAAUGAAUGCUCCCGGUACUGGAAAAAGAGCUUUCGAAAUCCUGAAGCCAGGAAUUGACGAAAACCGUAUUGGAAACAGCGGCAGCAUGACGGACUUGGAUAUACAGAAGAUACGAAACAGCUAUGCUUGAAACUCUAUUCGUGACGUCAUGAGAUGACAGUGUUUAAAUAUGCUAAGUUUGAAAAGAUAUUUGUCAGCUAACAAAUGCAGAAAACUAUCCUGUACAAAUGAAUAAAAGGUUAAUGAAAAA